AUGCUACCGCUGUCACCCUCCAUGCCGACACUGUUGGAUGUCAAAAUUCAGCGAUACAUCGAGAACCAUGAUGCUAAGCUUGCCAACGUCCCGCACAUUUUCAUAUCUAACACCAGUGUGCCUACACUGGCCAGCAUCGUUCCCCAUUUGUGGAAGCGACUGAGAGGUUACUCGAUAGACGAAAUCAUCCGCAUCGACGGUGUGGGAUUCUACAUAUCAUUUCCCACUACCGAGGAUGGCCGGAACGAGGCCGACAGAUGUUUUGUCAGAACCAACCAUACAGAGUUUUUCAACUAUGACAUGGCCAUGCAGCUUCGUCUGCCGCGGCAGUCUCGGCCAACGCCACAGAAGAUAUCUCCUGUCUCUAGCUACGAGCAUCGCCGCCCCGUCGACCAGCCGCAGACUCGUACCAGGGAUGAAGAAAAGGUGCGCCGCAGGCGAGAGGAAGAAAACGACUUGGACGAAGAAAAAAAACAAAGGGCCAAGAACUUUGAUCCGGUUCAUGAAGCUGUUCAAGUCGUGAGAAGCGAGUUGGUCCAGCACUUAAUCAGACAUAUCCGCACGCAUGUGGCAGCGCCUUUUCUUGAGGAGUUCCUGGAGCCAGCCAACCACGUGGCCAAGAGGCGGAAGCUUAACAUAGAUCACUUUGAUGAUCGAGAAGAUGCCAUAAUGCGGGACGAUGGCAACGACAGCUCCCGCAUUGGAACACCCGGACCACGCGCGGAUCCCAUUGACCGGCGCACAAAGCGGCCUCAGGCAAUAAGCUCUCUGCCCCGAAUUCGCAAAAGCGGCCAAACGAAUCGUGGUAAAUUCGUUGACCCAUUUGCCCGCCGCGCCAUUCCGCGGCGCCCCAGGGCUAUUCGUGGACUCCACGAUUGGUUGCGCAGUGCUGGGUCCGAUUCAGAUUCGGAGGAAGAGCUUGGCAUUGGCCAUUUGGCUGGCGCUGGUAGUGAAGAACCCGAAUCUCGGCCUCGCAGCCGUAUGAGCACUGACGACGAUGUGUCCAGAGACGACUACGGAUCCUGGGGUCCUGGUGAGGAAGACUCUAUGACGGAAGUUAGCCUGGCGCCUGCCACUGCGGCUAUCCAAAGGAAGCGCAAACAGAAAGGAUCUGUCGAGAUAGCCCUCAAAAGGCAGAAGAAGGCAGACGAGGGGCUUUCCGGCGUCAACCUGGACCCCAUCGACGAUGAUUCGAGGUAUCGCGUCAACGAUUAUACGCCGGAAGUUGAGCCCACCUCUGAAGAGGGCUUCGAUGUGUCGCGUUCGCAGACACCCCUCUCAGUUCUUCCUGCACCUGUGAGGAAAAAGGCCGUGAAGAACAAGAAAAAGGCUGCAAAGCAAUUGGUCGAGGAACCCGAGACACCGAAGUACGACGAGGUUGAGGUGCAUAUUCAGCCGGACAAUGAUCGCAAUCUGACGUUGGACGUGGCUGAGAAAGCAGCAUACGAAUCUUCCGCCCACGUUUUGUCGGAUAUAUUUGACGAGAAGCUAUUUGCUCGAGAACCUUUGAUACCAGCCCUCGAUAUUCCCGAUGGCUUCAAGCCUGACGUAUGGGCGCUCGAGAGCCUGGCCAUGGGCCCGGUUGAUGCACCUGACUUGAGCCGACUGCAACGCAAAUAUAACACCAAGAACAUUUGCAAUCCAGAACUUUGGCUGUGGAGGCACCAACGCGUCCACGAGCUCAACUCCUCUGAUGAGGGCGACUGCCAUCGCCCCGUUGUCAUUGAUGGUUAUUACAUACCCAAUCCAACCGGAUGCGCGCGGACGGAAGGGGUCAAGAAAAUCCUCAACUCAGAAAAGUCAAAAUAUCUUCCUCAUCACAUCAAGGUCCAAAAGGCGAGAGAAGAGCGGCAGAAGACGGGGAAAAGCUCGAGCGCCAUCGAUACAGCUAGGUUGGCUGCCGACAAGAAAGCAACAAAGGGCAACUCCCGCGCCAAUCGUGCGUCGAACCGUCGCUUUGUUGCCGAGCUCAAUGACCAAAAGAAAAAUCUUGGAUCGGACACAUCAGACGUCUUCAAAUUCAAUCAGCUCAAAAAGCGGAAAAAGCCCGUCAAAUUUGCUCGCUCAGCAAUCCACAACUGGGGCUUGUAUGCCAUGGAGAACAUAAGCAAGGACGACAUGAUCAUUGAAUAUGUUGGGGAGGUCGUGCGUCAACAAGUUGCCGACUUGCGUGAAAAUCGAUACCUCAAGAGCGGAAUCGGCAGUAGCUAUCUGUUCCGGAUAGAUGAGAGCACUGUUGUGGAUGCGACGAAGAAAGGUGGUAUUGCCAGGUUCAUCAAUCACAGCUGCAUGCCCAACUGCACGGCCAAAAUUAUCAAAGUCGAGGGCAGCAAACGCAUUGUCAUCUAUGCUUUACGCGACAUUGCACUUAAUGAGGAGCUCACGUACGACUACAAGUUUGAGAGAGAAAUUGGCAGUCUCGACCGCAUACCCUGUCUCUGUGGCACACCAGCCUGUAAAGGCUUUCUCAACUAG
Emericellopsis cladophorae is the source of this 2475-nucleotide messenger RNA. Its product is annotated as Histone-lysine N-methyltransferase. The record is from RefSeq and is a predicted model, not a curated record. NCBI's taxonomy places the organism in Eukaryota, Fungi, Ascomycota, Sordariomycetes, Hypocreales, Bionectriaceae. Gene Ontology annotation, molecular function: protein binding; histone H3K4 methyltransferase activity. The transcript has 3 exons. Gene Ontology annotation, cellular component: Set1C/COMPASS complex. The coding region runs from base 1 to 2475 and encodes 824 amino acids.